Messenger RNA from Belonocnema kinseyi, 2404 nucleotides. It is a transcript of the gene wda, whose product is annotated as TAF5-like RNA polymerase II p300/CBP-associated factor-associated factor 65 kDa subunit 5L. The transcript has 10 exons. Gene Ontology annotation, biological process: transcription initiation at RNA polymerase II promoter. Gene Ontology annotation, cellular component: transcription factor TFIID complex. Gene Ontology annotation, molecular function: protein binding; RNA polymerase II general transcription initiation factor activity. NCBI's taxonomy places the organism in Eukaryota, Metazoa, Arthropoda, Insecta, Hymenoptera, Cynipidae. The coding region runs from base 84 to 1847 and encodes 587 amino acids. The record is from RefSeq and is a predicted model, not a curated record.
UGUGAUGUGAUGGCGUCCGACGCGCACAGGAUGAAUGGACGUUGUGUUUUUAAAUUGCCGAAACUUUAUGAAAUUUCGAUCAAAUGAAGAUGAAACGGUCGAAAAUUGAAGUAAUCAAUGCGACUGUCGAUUCGUAUUUGAAGCGACGGCGAUAUCAGGAUAGUGACGUUUUUCGAAAACCUGAGAGAACGGGUUGUAGCAGUAGCGAGGAAAUGACUUUAAAUGUUACUGCUGAGUGCGGGACAUCACGCGAUAAUUCCAUCGUCUUCAGUGCAAUCAUCAACGACCCCACAGCCGCGGAUCAGGCCUAUCAAAAAUUAAAGGGUUGGAUAAAUGGUGUAGCAGGUGACAAGUUAAGAUCAGAAUUACGGGAACUUUUGUACCCCGUGUUAUGUCAUUUGUACCUUGAAAUGCUUCAUGCAGGAAAUAGGCAACUAGCUAUUCAAUUCUUAAAGACGCAUCAAAACGAUUUUAUCUCUAGGACUGAAAAAGAUUUUUUGGACGAAUUGUCCAACGUACUGUCCAUACAAGAUAUAGAGUUACGCCCUUUAGUCAAUGCAUUUAGGACGAGGAAAUAUAAAGUUGAUAUGUCAGAUGAAGCGCACGUUUGUCUUCAUAAAUUUCUGUCAAAAUAUGGGCAUAUUAUUCUCAUGCAGGUCAUAAAUACUCACAUAACCAUUAUCAAAGAAAUGUCAGAUGGUUAUAUAGAAACUGAAGAAAAUUGUGGUGAGAGAGGGCAAAAUAAUGACAUAGGUAUUAAUGGGCACAUGGAACAACCAUCCGGCACUGGUGUCGACAGAGAAAUGCGAGAGCUUCAAGAAGCUAUUCGACUGAUUCGCAAUAAUUCUCACCAGCCUCUUCGAGUAUUUACUGUUAGCAACGCAAUUGAAAAUGCAAGUUGUGGUAUUAUUACACCAAACAUGGAUAAGUUGGCGGCAGGUUUUAGCACUAAUGAAAUCAGAGUUUGGGGUAUCGGCGACACUGUACUUAUGAGGCCGACUUUUUCUGAGCCUGAAGUUACUCUUGCUUGUGAUUUACCGUCUUCGCCUAGUUUUUUACAAGAUGGUAAUGAAAGAUGCGCAGGUGGAGCGGUAGUUUUAAGAGGUCACAGAGAUGUCGUUCAUGACAUGAGAUUUGUACCUGAGUCGGAAAUUCUCCUUUCUGUGUCCAGUGAUAAAGACAUGAGAGCUUGGCGCCUGAAUGACUUCUCGUGUGCUGCAGUUUACGAGGGACAUAAUUAUCCCAUAUGGUGCAUGGACACUAGUGCGUUUAAUUUAUACAUAGCAACGGGUUCUCAUGACAGAACUGCCAAACUGUGGUCAUUGGAUAGAACAUUCCCCCUUCGAAUAUUUGCAGGGCAUUUCUUGGAUGUGAAUUGUAUACGAUUUCAUCCAAAUGCCCGAUAUUUGGCAACUGGUUCUGCAGAUAAGACCAUACGGUUGUGGAAUAAAGACGAUGGGAAUUUGUUACGGGUUUAUGUCGGUGCUCAAUCGACAAUUUAUAGCUUAGCUUUUAGUCCCGAUGGAAAAUACCUAGCUGGGGCAGGGGACGACAAAAAUAUUUCUAUUUGGGAUUUGUCGACAAAUUCUUUGUUGACUGAGCUAAAGGCUCACCAGGAUUCGGUAAUGAAUUUAGAUUGGAGUCCGGAUGGUCAGUACAUCGCAAGCUCGAGUAUUGACGGAGUAGUCUGCUUGUGGUCAACUCAGGAACACAUUAAUCUCAACAAUGGUGGUUUGGCGAAUAUGCCGUCGAAAGCUCCGCAAGUAUUUAAAACGAAUUGCUCAAGUAUCUUGUCAUUGCGGUACUACCAAAAGAACAGUUCGCUUGUUUGCAUCGGAACAGCAUAAUAUCGACUGAAACUCAUUUUAUGUCGAAUAAAGCCAAUAUCGGCGAAAGCUUAUUGUAAGUCUAUAUAAAGACAUUUUACGCUUUCGCACUAUCAUUUUAAAAUUUUUACUCGACAUCAUCCCUCUUUUAGUAAUAAUUGCAAUUUUAAAUACUUCCAUUAAUAGAUAAAAGUAUUUCGCAAGAUUAAAAUCUAAAACGCAGUUAAUUGUAAGUUGAAAAUACCAUGUUGGCUGUGAAAAACGUUAUUCUCUUUUAUUGUUAGACUCGACAAAAUAGUAAUUAAUAUAAAUCUCUAAGAGAGAAAGAAACUGAGAAUUAAUUAAUCGCUUCUGCAGGGCGAGAAGUGCUUUGUACAUAUGUAAUUUCAUUGUUAGUAAAAUGGUUGAAAGGAGCAUGCGUUCUUUUGUUUGUAAUGGGUAUUCCGUAUUCUAUUUUCUUACGAGUUACGAACAAAACCAAACACUAAUUUAUUUAAAUGUAUUUUCUAACCGCAUAAUUUCUUUUUAAGAUACAGGAGAAUCUGUCAAUUGUAAAUAAAUAACUUGUUUCCAGUGAA